GGUGCAAAGCUUGUGGAUUUCUCCUUAGGAACCGAUACUGGAGGUAGCGUUAGAGUGCCUGCUUCUUAUUGUGGAAUUCUUGGAUUCCGGCCUUCACAUGGUGUGGUCUCUACAUCUGGAGUAAUACCCAUGACGCAGAGCUUCGAUACAGUAGGCAAUCUUAUAAAACAGAUUAGCAUCGGGAGUUAUGUUGAGGACAAAGUUCCAAGUUUGAAGCAUUUCAUGAUUGAAGAAAACGAUGGCUAUAAGCAUAUCAUUCCAUCCUUGGCUGCUCUUGUAAGGUCUAAGGUAUUGCUUCAGAGGCAUGAGUUCAAAAGCAAUCACGGAGAAUGGGUUAGGUCCUAUAGUUCUCAUUUGGGCCCAGGAAAAUCAGAACGAAUAUCAGAAUACAUCAGGGUGGCAACGGAUGAAAAUACUGAUCUAAGUCGCUCCGUUCAAAUUGAACUGCGUGUAGCUCUUGCAGCUCUUCUUGAAGUAUUAUCUCUCUCUCUCUCUCUCUCU
Messenger RNA from Cucurbita pepo subsp. pepo (vegetable marrow), 501 nucleotides. The record is from RefSeq and is a predicted model, not a curated record. NCBI's taxonomy places the organism in Eukaryota, Viridiplantae, Streptophyta, Magnoliopsida, Cucurbitales, Cucurbitaceae.